Molecule: messenger RNA, 2391 nt
Organism: Rhinopithecus roxellana (golden snub-nosed monkey)
Lineage: Eukaryota; Metazoa; Chordata; Mammalia; Primates; Cercopithecidae
Gene: MANEAL
Product: mannosidase endo-alpha like
Exons: 4
Coding region: 82-1455 (457 amino acids)
Cellular component (GO): Golgi apparatus
Molecular function (GO): alpha-mannosidase activity
Source: RefSeq, a predicted model, not a curated record
GGGCAGCGUGCGGGCGGGCGGGCGGCCAUGGCGCGGCGCGCGGGGAGGUAGCGGGGCGGCCGCAGGAGCGCACGGUCGGCCAUGGCCCGGCGGCGGCGCCGCGCCUGCAUAGCUCUGUUCCUGGUGCUGCUCUUCGCCUUCGGCACCCUCAUGGGCCUGCGCACGCUCAAGGCUCCGGACGGACUCCCGGCGCUGGGCCCGGGCCUGGAGCUGGCGCCCUUUGAGCGACGCCCGGAGGCGGCCCCAGCGCCCGCUGCCCGGGCCCCGGCAGCCCCUGCCGCGCCGCCCCCGCCGCCGCCGCCGCCCCGCACCGCGGACCCUGGCGGCUCCCCUGGGCCGGCACCCGCGGAGGCCGAGCCCGCCCCCGGGCAGAGCCUGAGCAUCUACUCGGACCUGCACGCCUUCUACUACUCGUGGUACGGGAGCCCGCGGCGCGAGGGCCACUACAUUCACUGGGACCACGUCAUGGUGCCGCACUGGGACCCCAAGAUCUCGGCCAGCUACCCCCGCGGCCGCCACAGCCCCCCAGACGACUUGGGAUCCAGCUUCUACCCAGAGCUGGGGCCCUACAGCUCCCGGGACCCCGAAGUGCUGCGGGAGCACAUGACCCAGCUCAAGGAAGCCGCCAUCGGCGUCCUGGUCCUGUCCUGGUACCCACCUGGCAUGGCUGAUGAUAACGGAGAGCCCUCGGAUGACCUGGUGCCCGCCAUUCUGGACACCGCCCAUCAGUACAGCAUCCAGGUGGCCUUCCACAUCCAACCCUACAAGGGCCGGGAUGACAUCACUGUACACGACAACAUCAAGUACAUCAUUGACACGUAUGGCUCCCAUGGUGCAUUUUACCGCUAUAAGAACAGCAUGGGGAAGAGCCUCCCACUCUUUUAUAUCUACGACUCAUACCUGACGUCCCCUGAGGCCUGGGCCCACCUCCUGACACCAAACGGGCCCCACUCGAUCCGCAACACGCCCUAUGAUGGGGUCUUCAUAGCGCUGCUGGUGGAGGAGGGUCACACCCACGACAUCCUGGCCGCCGGAUUUGACGGCAUGUACACCUACUUUGCCUCCAAUGGUUUCUCCUUUGGUUCUUCCCAUCAGAACUGGAAAGCUGUGAAGAACUUUUGUGAUGCCAACAACCUCAUGUUCAUCCCCAGUGUGGGGCCUGGCUACAUAGACACCAGCAUUCGGCCCUGGAACAACCACAAUACGCGCAACAGGGUCAAUGGCAAGUACUAUGAGACGGCCCUGCAGGCGGCCCUGACGGUGAGGCCCGAGAUCGUCUCCAUCACCUCCUUCAAUGAGUGGCACGAGGGCACCCAGAUUGAGAAGGCCAUUCCCAAGAAGACACCCACCCGCCUGUAUUUGGACUACCUGCCUCACCAGCCCAGCCUGUACCUGGAGCUGACCCGCCGCUGGGCAGAGCACUUCAUCAAAGAGAAGGAGCAGUGGCUCAUGUGAGGGGCCUGUAAACAGGGGCAUGAGGUGCUGAUGUCCUUGCCUUGCUGGAAGAUGUCACCACGUGGGGUUCAGCUGAGGUUGUAGGCACUCACUCAUUCCCAGGUCAGAGGUCAGCAGCUAGGUGCUUCUGGGUGGGCUGUCAGGCCUGGGCCUGUGCAGCACACAGACCAUUCCUCAGGCGAGUGGUGCUGGGGUGCUCUGCGGUGAUGGGAAUGGCAGAGGCUGGCAGGUGACUGAACUUAGCCCAGGGCAGCUCCACAUCCUGGGAACACUUUCAUGUAACCCCUUCUAAUUUUGAACUCUGCAGCAGGCUGGUGCUGUGUAGUGGCCACCCACUCACCACCCUUGGAAGGGUGUCAGGGUCUGGGCUCGCAUGCGCCCUGCUUCCUUCUGCCAGUCUGUGUCCUCUCCUCAGGCCUCCUUCUCACAUCAUCUGUCUUCUCUAAGUUAGGGAACCAUAUUUGAGACUUUCAAAAAGGGAACUUCUAGGUUUAAGCUCCUCCCAGUAGAUUCCUGAACCCAAUUAUCAGGAAAUCAUCCUGAGCACUCACAGGUUCACAUAACACUCACUCAUCAAGCACCUUCCUAUGUGCUAGGUGCUGGGGAAAACCUGACCAAGGAAGAGUUCCUGUCCUGAAGCUUCCAGGACCCAGCUUUCCUUAUCUGGUGUGGCCUUGUAGCUAGUGCCUGGGCACAGUUGUUUUUCUUUUUGCAGUUUUACCUAGUGCUGGGAAUUCAGUUCUUUCUCCUCUAAAAAAAUACCUCUGUGCUCCAGAGCCUCAUUUUUCCCAGAUGCAUAUUUAGCUCCAGGGAGAGGACUAGGAGGAAACGCCCCUCCCUUUAGCUGCCUGAACUGACUGAGGCCCACUCACUAGAGCCAUGUUCAGUGCUACUGUGAUUUGUAGUAAUUAAAUAUGAACUGGUAUUCUCAAGUAA